CAAAGCCAGCGCGACGUCCGGCUCCCGUGGUGGCUCCACCUCAUCAUUGUCUGUGCCUGCCACCCUCGGCAAUGGUCAAACAGACUCACGAUGCUCGUGCCCCCAGGUACGAGCAUCGCAGAUGGGCCGGAAGAAUGAAACACAAGCAAUGCCGACAUUGUGACCAACACAAAGGGGGGCAUGUGGCAAGGCACUCCAAAUACGCUACGGAAGCACCAGGCCUCGACACAGCGUUUCCUGGAAUCGGAUUACAUCAUUCCGACCUCCCUUGGUACAAGACCCACCACUAGUAAGCCACGCUUUUCAUGGCUCGUCCGAAAGCCAAUGCUCGCGCCAUUUCGAAAGCAGCAACCUUGGACAAUAAUGGUUCUCCGUAUCGGAUGGUCCUGCUUCAGAGACAAACUCAACACGAAAGAACAAUGGGGGGUCCAUGGAAGCAAUCGUACGAUGUGCUCUUGCCCUUCUACGAUACAGCAAGAUUCUCAUCUCACGAGGCGCCGGCCUGCUAGCGCGCCGACGUCGACUCCUGACGUGCUGAUGGGGGCUGGGGCCGACAUCCGCCGCAAGGAAAGCCAAGCACUGAUGUACGCCUCGCUGUGCACAAACUGCGACUAUACUGUAGAUACGACUUUGUCUCAACGGGACGGUUGGCACGAUCCACGACCCUACGCCACGGCUCAACUGUGGGCCACUCGCCUUCUCCAAACGAAGGCCGAGCGUGAUCCACGGAAUGCGUGCAAUUUCACCAUGUGUACGACGUAUAUGCUGCACAUCCCUCCCAGCUCAUGCCAUGCGCCUUGCAAGACGAUCAGAAACCGACAGCAAAUCUGCAUGUUAAUUGCGGUGUUACAUCCUGCGACGCGUGGGAGUGACCCACGUCCGCUCUCAACCUCUGCCACAACAUAUAACGCUAGGGUUUGUCUCUGCGCGGCAGGACGCAAGUGCGCAUCGCUCCGGCGCUGGUGUUGAGCUUCACCACAUGACUGCUACACAGUGGAUUUGGUGGUCAUAUUUACCGAACCCGUGCGAUGCCGAUGCGUGGUGGUUCACCUCCACGAGGACAAGUUGUACAAGCUUCCUAGUGGCAGAUUACUCGCGCUUUGUUCAUCCCAAGAGCUACGGGGCACCUAGCACCAAGAGGAAUCACGAACCAUUUGCGGGCUCGGUAAGCAAAUACCAACUAU
Messenger RNA from Microdochium trichocladiopsis, 1184 nucleotides. RefSeq lists its product as uncharacterized. The transcript has a single exon. The record is from RefSeq and is a predicted model, not a curated record. NCBI's taxonomy places the organism in Eukaryota, Fungi, Ascomycota, Sordariomycetes, Xylariales, Microdochiaceae. The coding region runs from base 181 to 969 and encodes 262 amino acids.